AAAUGCCCAAAUUCCACUGCUCUUAUCCUCUUCUAUUCCCUGUCACCAACAAUCCAAACAAAUAUAAUAUUUGGAUAUUAUUUGAUCAAAAGUUGACCCAAAAUCAUUAAAAAAAGGGUUUGUUGGGUACAUUUCCUUUUCUUUUUUUAGGAAGCUUCAAAUAUGUCUGCAGGUGGUUGUUGCUGUUGGUGGUGAUAGUUGCUGUUUGAGGUUUAGUUUAAAGGGUUUUGGUGGUGGAGAGAAACAAGUAAGAAGGGUGGAAAGUGACCCACAAACUUCUUGAUUUUUUUGGAUUUAAUGGCCACUUAUAUUUUGGCCCAAAAAAGGCUGCAUUUUUUACUUCUUUCUUUGUGCUCUGUUUUUUGAGUGGAAAAAAGAUUGGAUUUUUAGUGUUGAAAAGUGUGAUUGAAGAUUAAAGAUUAAAAGAACAAUGUUGAGGGUUGCUAAUACUUGCAAUGCUUUGCUUCAAGAACUUCAGCAAAUAUGGAUGGACAUAGGUGAGACAGAAUCAGAGAAAGAUAGAAUGUUAAUAGAAUUGGAGAUAGAAUGUUUAGAAGUGUACAGAAGAAAACUCGACGAGGCUGCAAAUACCAAGGCCCGUCUUCAUCAAUCUGUCGCUGCAAAAGAAGCCGAACUCGCCGCCCUCAUGGCUUCCCUCGGCGACCUUACCAUUCAAUCCCCGAUAAAUGUGGAUAAGAAAGCUUCAUCACUGAAAGGUCAACUCAUGAUGGUCACACCAUUAGUAGAGGACUUAAAAUCAAAGAAAGAGGAACGGAUCAAACAAUUUGCGGACAUCAAGAGUCAAAUCGAAAAGAUAAAUGGUGAAAUAUCGGGAUACAAUCAAAUUACAAGCACAGUUAGUUCUUUAAAUCUUGAAGAACAAGAUUUGUCUAUCAGAAAACUCGGUGAAUACCAGUCUCAUCUCCGAUCUCUCCAAAAGGAAAAGUCUGAGCGUAUCCAGAAAGUUUUGGCGUAUGUGAACGAUGUGCAUUUAAUGUGCAGCAUCCUUGGGUUAGAUUUCGGCAAAACUGUAAGCGCGGUGCAUCCAAGCUUGCACGAUAAAAGCCUUGAACAUGCCACAAAUAUAAGUGAUAACACAUUGGAAGGCCUUGAGAAUACCAUUCUCAAGUUGAAAACAGAGAGAAAAGUCCGGUUUCAGAAGCUAAAAGAUAUUGUAACAUCGCUAUUUGAACUUUGGAAUAUAAUGAACACAACAAGAGAAGAAAAACAGCACUUUUCAAGAGUAGCAUCCAUUAUUCGACUGUCGGAAGCCGAAGUUGUUGAACCAGGAGCUCUUUCGACCGAGGUUGUUCAACAGGCGUCACAAGAGGUCGAGAGGCUCAAUAAACUCAAAACAAGCAGGAUGAAAGAACUUGUUAUGAAGAGGAGGGCAGAACUGGAAGAAUUAUGUUUCAAAACCCAUAUCGAACCUGAUCCGAGCACAACUUUUGAAAAAUCUAAUGCAAUGAUUGAUUCUGGGCUGGUGGACCCUGGUGAACUUUUAGCGAAAAUCGAAGCGCAAAUAAGUGAAGUAUCGAAUGAAGCUUUGGGCCGAAAAGAAAUCAUGGAUCGCAUAGACCGGUGGCUCUCUGCUUGUGAGGAGGAAAUCUGGCUUGAAGAGUACAAUAUGGAUCAAAACCGAUUCAGUGGUGGAAGAAGUGCUCAUAUAAGUUUAAAACGGGCUGAACGAGCUCGAAUUACUAUCAAGAAGAUUCCAUCUAUUGUUGAUAACUUGAUAUGUAGAACGGUCACAUGGGAAGAUGAUAAAAAUAAGUUGUUCCUUUAUGAUGGGGCGCGGUUGGUGACAAUUUUGGAGGAAUAUAAAGUUUCGAGAAUACGAAAAGAAGAGGAAAAGAAGCGAUUAAGGGAUCAAAAGAAGCUCCAAGAUUUGCUACUUACAGAAAAAGAAUCUAUAUAUGGGUCCAAGCCUAGUCCAAGGAGAGUAAGUAGUUUUAGGAAGGCAACAAACGGGACAUUGACUGCGACUCCACGUAGGAACUCAAACGGGAGUCCAACUCCGGAUCUUAUGACCCCGCGUUCUUAUUCAGGGCGUCAAAACGGGUCUUUUAAAGAUUUGAGAAAGUUGUCUACAGGACCAUUGAACUUUGUUUCCAUACCAAAAGAGGAUACAAUAUCAUAUUCUUCGGUAUAUAGUUCAGAGCCCGCAUCUCCUCCUCUGAACUAAAUAUUCCAAACUCGAACGCGUAUGUUUUGUUUUUAUUCACGGUUUGGUUUUUAUCGCCAGAAAACCAACAUAUGUGAUUAGAGCAAAAAAAAAAAAAAAAAAAAAAGCUUGUGAAUACUUGAAGGGUGUGUUAUGUUGUUGUAAAGUAAGUAUAUAAACUUUUUAAGUCAUAAUAGUUUUGAUUCUUACAAGGCAUUUUGGAUAAUUGAUUGGGUUUGAAGGA
Molecule: messenger RNA, 2408 nt
Organism: Helianthus annuus (common sunflower)
Lineage: Eukaryota; Viridiplantae; Streptophyta; Magnoliopsida; Asterales; Asteraceae
Product: 65-kDa microtubule-associated protein 6
Exons: 11
Coding region: 431-2185 (584 amino acids)
Biological process (GO): microtubule cytoskeleton organization
Cellular component (GO): spindle; cytoplasm
Molecular function (GO): microtubule binding
Source: RefSeq, a predicted model, not a curated record